AUGUUUGGACCAAUAUUUGCCCUGAUUGGCGUCUGGGUUUCCUAUUUGUACCCAUUGACGGAAUCGUUCAAGUUACUAGCUCACAUUGACCAGUCCAAACAGCCUGUUGUAUUGCCGCCUCAAAGCCAGUUCCAAAGAUGGUUUGUUUACUGGUUAGUUCUAGCCGUUUGCACGAUGGUUAUCUCUAACCGAUUUGUUGCCACCAUUUUGAGAGUCGUUCCGUUUGGGUCUUUGAUGGUGUUAUAUUUGAGAUUCUGGCUGGUAUUUCCUCUUGUUUCUGUUGAUCCCACAGGGUCCAAAGUGACAGGCUCUUAUGUUCUUUAUCAUUUUUACUUCAUGAAAUGGCUUGUGCUACUUAAUCGGUACCUUGGAGAACUUAAGACCGCAGACUUUGUCAGAUUUGUUGCCGAUAUUUACAACAAGGUGAUCGACCAGUACUUUUCCAACUACCAGUUUCUCAAAGUUUCUGCUCCGCUCAAAGAGGAUAAAACAACAGUGGAGAUGAUGAGCGAUUUCUGGCAAGCUUCCGGCUGGGGAAAACCUCCUGGAGACCAGGGUCCAUUUGCCGAUUAUUUCCCUCAACUACUGGUUAGCUCGCUGGUUUCUCCUCUCAAGUCCAUGUUGUAUGGCGAACACAAAGACGUUAAAGAAGAUUACGACCUGGUGAAUAAAGACGAACUUUCCAGCGAAAACGCAAGUUCCACAAGUCUGCCUCGGCUGAGACAGCAAAGCUCCUCCAGCUCUUUGCGCAAAACCACUCCGUCAGGAACGGAGUCGCAGUACAGAGCCUCGUCGUGGGGUUUUGGAUGGAAAUCCAGAAGCAGCUCUGUGAAUUACGUCGAGGAGCACUAA
Messenger RNA from Ogataea philodendri, 852 nucleotides. RefSeq lists its product as uncharacterized. The record is from RefSeq and is a predicted model, not a curated record. NCBI's taxonomy places the organism in Eukaryota, Fungi, Ascomycota, Pichiomycetes, Pichiales, Pichiaceae. The coding region runs from base 1 to 852 and encodes 283 amino acids. The transcript has a single exon.